Messenger RNA from Ornithorhynchus anatinus (platypus), 1895 nucleotides. RefSeq names its product FUS RNA binding protein (gene FUS). Bases 71 to 1735 code for a protein of 554 amino acids. Lineage: Eukaryota; Metazoa; Chordata; Mammalia; Monotremata; Ornithorhynchidae. Gene Ontology annotation, molecular function: RNA binding; transcription coregulator activity. The record is from RefSeq and is a predicted model, not a curated record. The transcript is spliced from 14 exons. Gene Ontology annotation, cellular component: nucleus. Gene Ontology annotation, biological process: regulation of DNA-templated transcription.
UCGGCGCGGUUUGGGCGGGCGGCGCUGUCUCGUGCCUCCUGCUCGCCGGCCUCACUGCGCCUGCGCCGACAUGGCCUCCAACGAGUACACCCAGUCAGCCACACAGAGCUAUGGGUCUUAUUCCACCCAGCCUGGGCAGGGCUACUCCCAGCAGAGCAGUCAGCCUUAUGGCCAGCAGAGUUACAGUGGCUACGGCCAGUCAACGGACUCUUCGGGCUACGGCCAGAGCAGCUACAGCUCCUCCUCCUACGGACAGACCCAGAACAGUUACAGCACUCAGCCGACUCCCCAGGGAUACGGUUCAUCCGGCGGCUACGGCAGCAGCCAGGGUUCCCAGUCCUCCUAUGGCCAGCAGUCCUCCUACCCUGGGUAUGGCCAGCAGUCUGCUUCCAGCAGUGGUUCGGGAAGUUACGGCAGCAGUUCUCAGAGCAGCGGUUACGGGCCGCCCCAGAGUGGAGGCUACGGGCAGCAGUCUGGGUACGGCGGGCAGCAGCAGCAGCAGAGCUCCUAUGGACAACAGAGCUCCUACAAUCCCCCUCAGGGCUACGGCCAGCAGAGCCAAUAUAACAGCAGCAGCGGAGGGGGCAGUGGCGGCGGAGGGAGUGGUGGAGGUAACUACGGCCAAGACCAGUCGUCCAUGAGCGGCGGAGGUGGUGGCGGUGGCUACGGCAAUCAGGACCAGAGCGGAGGGGGCGGCGGCUACGGAGGAGGCCAGCAGGACCGGGGGGGAAGAGGCAGAGGCGGCGGCGGCGGCUAUAAUCGCAGCAGUGGUGGCUACGAGCCCAGAGGCCGUGGAGGUGGCCGGGGAGGCCGAGGCGGCAUGGGCGGAAGUGACCGUGGUGGCUUCAAUAAAUUUGGUGGGCCCCGGGACCAAGGAUCGCGCCACGAUUCCGAACAGGAUAACUCUGACAACAACACCAUCUUCGUCCAAGGCUUGGGUGAGAAUGUCACCAUCGAGUCUGUAGCUGACUACUUCAAGCAGAUUGGCAUAAUCAAGACCAACAAGAAAACAGGCCAGCCCAUGAUCAACCUCUACACCGACAGAGAGACAGGCAAGCUGAAGGGAGAGGCAACCGUUUCGUUUGACGAUCCCCCGUCGGCCAAGGCAGCCAUCGACUGGUUUGAUGGUAAAGAGUUCUCCGGGAAUCACAUCAAAGUCUCCUUUGCCACUCGCCGAGCCGACUUCAACCGGGGUGGCGGAAAUGGACGAGGGGGCCGAGGACGUGGAGGACCCAUGGGCCGGGGCGGCUACGGAGGCGGGGGCGGCGGCGGCGGGAGCCGAGGGGGCUUCCCCAGCGGAGGCGGAGGUGGCGGAGGGCAGCAGCGGGCUGGAGACUGGAAGUGCCCAAAUCCCACGUGCGAGAACAUGAAUUUCUCCUGGAGGAAUGAGUGUAACCAGUGUAAGGCACCGAAGCCAGAUGGACCAGGAGGCGGACCUGGAGGUUCCCAUAUGGGUAAGAUGGGGAGGUUGGGUGAUGGGGGGGGGGGGGGGCCAGGGAAACCAUGGGAAAAAUCGACUGACCCAGACGUUCACGCGGGUCUGUCGUCAGGGGGCAACUUCGGAGAGGAACGCCGAGGCGGCAGAGGAGGCUACGACCGAGGCGGGUAUCGGGGCCGCGGCGGGGACCGAGGAGGCUUCCGAGGACGGGGAGGCGGCGACCGAGGUGGCUUUGGGCCUGGCAAGAUGGACUCCAGGGGCGAUCACAGACAAGAUCGUCGUGAAAGGCCAUAUUAGCCUGGCUGUGACUCGUUGGACCAUCUUUGUCCUGCCCCCGACAGUUCUCAUUAUUUUGUAACCCCCUCCCUUCUCAUCCCAACCCCUCUCUUGUUUUUGUGUCGGACUUUGUUAUUGUAACUUGCCUCCCAAUUCCCAUUAAACACCUUUGUUUUAGUUA